This is a messenger RNA of Chara braunii, 1630 nucleotides long. The record is from the annotation of a GenBank genome assembly. NCBI's taxonomy places the organism in Eukaryota, Viridiplantae, Streptophyta, Charophyceae, Charales, Characeae.
GCGGUGGUAGUGCUGGCAGGGGCGGCAAAACGAGGUGCAAAACGAAUGUGAGACAACAUACCUUCGAAGUGCUCGUCGACGUCAUGGAUAAGCACGGGAAGCUGAUGGCGACGACAGUGGACAGCGAGAGCAAGAGGCAGUGCUCAUUGCUGACGAGGCAAUGCGACAUUCUCGAGCGAGAGGAGGAGAUGCAGAAGGAGCACUACGAGCAGGCUGACCAGGCAAACCAGAUGAUGCGGACGACGGCGGGAGAUGAUCACACCUCUGCAAGCGGAGUCGUGGAAGGUGUGGUAGAGGGGAGGGUCGAUGACAUGUGCCGCGAUGAUGGGAGAAGAGACGGACGACGGGAAGGCAAUGAUGAGGACAACCGACCCCUUGCCAGCAGGCGGAAGAGAACGGUAGUGGAGGUCAAUCUGAAGGAGAGAUCAAAGUUGUGGGUUGAUUGCGUUGAUUGCCAUGCUUUUUGGGGUCAAGGCCCUGGAAAACUGUUGAAGGAGGCGUUUGGCGACUGCGCCGGCUACUUCGUCGCCAUCGCCAACGGAGACGCAGGAGCCGAACCACCGUCCAUGCUCAUAAUGUCGCCGAAUGACGUGCUACGCUUCAAGAUCGACGACCCUGAGCAUCCUCAACCGGCUUUGCGCAGAGCGUGCAUCGUGGAGAAACUGGUAAUGUGCACCAUCUACUGGUGGAUCUUCAAAUCAUGGUCAGGGUCGAAUGGCUUCGCUCUUGCAAAGUCGUACAUCACCGUCGACUAUGCUACCAAUGUCGCACGAGUUGUUUGGCACGGGUUGGAAUGGUCGACAGUGGUUUCCCCAACCCUUAUUUACUACACGCUGCAGAUGAACAUGGACGUGCCUAUGUGGUUCGCGGGGGUGAAAAUUGUGGACAGGCCUGAAGAUGAUGACAUGGCGGCACAACAGGAGGCAACAGUUCUUCGUGUGGCGGAGCUCAACAUGAAAAACAGACCGACAAAGUCUGUUCCGGACCUGACCGCGUCCUCGGGCGGAAGCAAAGCACGCAGCAUUGCCGAACGCCCAAGAUCGAACUUUCGAGAGGAGGGGCCAGCAGCGCAUGCACUCGACAAGGACCCCGAAGAACAAGCAGAGGUCGAAGAGGAGCUCAGCGGACAGGAAUACGACGAAGAUGAGGARGACGAGGAGAACCCGAUGGGAGUAGAGGACGUGGGGGGAGACGAAGACGAGGAGAAGGAAGAAGAAGAAGAAGAAGAUGAGGAAGAGGAAGAAGAGGAAGAAGAGGAAGAAGAGGAUGAAGAGGAAGAAGAGGAAGAUGAGGAAGAUGAGGAUGAAGAGGAAGACGAGGAUGUUUAAGACGCAGGCAGGGCACGGAAGAGGAGGAAAAAGGACAGUUGGGUGCAUAACAUUCUUAUGUCGGCGAAACAAACCAAGGAACUUCUUCCAUUCUUGUGAGCUGUUUGCCUCACAGCUGCCGGAGUGAAGCUGUACGCGCAAACGGAGAAGCACUACAGAUGUUAUGGCGAGAUCAUUUUUGCAAGUUGGGUGAUGGAAGAAAAGAAAUCGUUCGCCGAAUUGUGGGUUUUAACAGGCAAAACGCUUCUCAGCUUCCUUCUUGCCUCGAAGAAAAUGGUGCCCAACAAAUUCCAGAUUGAGAA